UCCAUCAUCAAUGUAUCAACAGUUUCCACUGACCCAGACAAGCGUCAUAGCUUCUGCACCUUCCAGCCACACUCCCGUGAGGACGCUCUGAAAGAACGCCUCCUACUAGACUCCAUUGCUUGGCCUGAAACUCCACUUUUGCCAUCUCCUGUUUCCCUGGAGAAUACCAGUGAUCCAGCUCACAGCACCUUCACCAUUCUCCCAAGGAGGGGAGGAGGACAGUGGCAUGUAGGGGAUCAGCUGGAGGUCAUGAUAACAAUGUCUGACUUUCAGGACCGUUCCAAGGAGUAUGGGGGGGACUUCUUACUCGCCCGCUUGCACAACCUGAAGCUUGGUGCAGGUGUAGCUGGGCAAGUGGUGGAUCAUCUCAAUGGGAGUUACUCUGCUGUGUUCUCUUUACUCUGGGAAGGAGACGCGCAGGUUGAGGUGACGCUGGUUCAUCCUAGUGAGGCUAUCCCAGUGCUGAAAAGGCUGAACAAAGAACAUCCUGACAGAAUUUACUUCCACAGCCUGUUCCGCUCAGGCUCACUCUCUGAAACUGCUGUCUGUAACGUCUGCCUACGUCCAACCCACCAGCUGCUGUGCAACUACACUGACCCCCGUUCAGGCGAGCCUUGGUUCUGCUACAAGCCAAAGAACCUGAGCUGUGAUGCCAGGAUUGACCAUGCCGGGAGACAAAAAGGUGGAUUCAUCACAGCCAAUGAGGGGAAGCUAUUUCGAAGUGGUGUCAACUUAAAAGUCUACAUUCAAGCUUCAGGACCUGCCAAUGUCACUGUUUUGCCAAAAAAGACAGGUCAGCCAGAGGUGAAGAGUAGCAGUGUGCCAUCUAGACUCUCUGGCUAUUACUACCAGGGUGCAUGGCGAGCGCUAGAUGGCCCCACAGUUCACCAGUUCAACACCUCCUCCGCCAUCACAAAGUGUCUGAAAGGCAAGAUGAUCCACCUGUAUGGAGACUCCACCAUCAGACAGUGGUUUGAAUUCCUCAACGAAAAACUACCAGAUCUUAAGGAGUUUAACCUGCACAGCGCAAGGAAAUUUGGACCUUUCAUGGCCAUAGACAAUGCAAACAACAUCAUGGUGACAUUCCACUGCCACGGUCCUCCUAUAGUCAGUUUUACCACGACCCCAACUACCAAGCUUCAUUACAUUGCAAAUGAAAUAGAUGCCUUAACAGGAGGCACUGACACUAUCGUUGUUUUUGGCAUCUGGGCUCACUUCACCCCCUUCCCCAUGGAGGUGUACAUCCGGCGGCUGCGGGGCAUACGCAGGGCAGUGGUGCGGCUGCUGAUCAGGGCUCCAGGGACAGUGGUUAUCAUCCGGACAGGAAACCCCAGAGCUGCGACAUUUGAUCUUUCGCUAAUCUUCAGUGACUGGUACUCGUUGCAGCGUUAUAAGGUGCUCAGAGCCAUGUUUAAAGGAAUGGAUGUUCAUCUGAUCGAUGCCUGGUCUAUGGUCCUGGCCCACCACCUGCCACACAACAUCCACCCACCACCUCCCAUUAUUAAAAACAUGGUUGAUAUUCUGUUGUCCCAUGUGUGUCCUCAAAAAGGCAGCUAGGUGUGUGUUUGGUUGGGGGAAGGAGUGUAGAUUUAAGCAUACACUGAGUUUACAUAUUGUCUCUGUUUUUACUAAGUGCUACAGUCCAUGCACAAGCUAGACUAACUACACUGUUGGUAUGUUAUGUUAUAAUAACAAUGUUUAAAAAUGUAUUUACAGUCUUAAUGAUACAUGAUAUCUACCUAUAAUGCAACAGUCACAUAUUAAUUAUUUUUUCCCUCAAGACAUAUGAAUUUGUAUUACAGCUUCAAAAAACUAAAACAGAGUAUUUUAAUCAUAACAGUAAAACAAAAACAACAAGUGGCAGUCCCGGGUCUGCUCCCUUUCACAGCCAACAGAAGAGGGAGGCUCAGUUGCCCAAUGUCAAAGCAGCAUGCAACAGCAAGUGGUUUUCAAGCUUCACAAAGCUGACCAUAGUCACUUUAGCUGGGUGAAUGUUGUCUAAAGGAGUUUGACCAAUCACACAUGUUUGAUCAUUACAUCACAUGCAGCAUUUCAGUAAAUGCACAUUCAGAGUGCAGAUGGGAACAAAACUCAGUGGAUACAUGCAGGGCACAAUGCAGGAUGUGUUGAGGAUUGUUGUGGAGCUGAUUAAAGUUAGAGAGAGGACUAGGAUGUUUAAUUGCUAUAAACAUCAAGUUCUGUGUGGAUCAAAUAUUUAAUAAAUCUAUGUGUGAGUUA
Molecule: messenger RNA, 2238 nt
Organism: Epinephelus moara (kelp grouper)
Lineage: Eukaryota; Metazoa; Chordata; Actinopteri; Perciformes; Serranidae
Product: NXPE family member 3-like
Exons: 5
Coding region: 250-1557 (435 amino acids)
Source: RefSeq, a predicted model, not a curated record